This is a messenger RNA of Eufriesea mexicana, 1196 nucleotides long. Its product is annotated as transmembrane protein 120 homolog. Lineage: Eukaryota; Metazoa; Arthropoda; Insecta; Hymenoptera; Apidae. The record is from RefSeq and is a predicted model, not a curated record. The transcript has 6 exons. Gene Ontology annotation, cellular component: membrane. Bases 98 to 1165 code for a protein of 355 amino acids.
AGAUACACGAGGAAGUGUUUAGCUAUAGGAGCAAGGCAAACCAUUGCAUACCUGAAUUUUGAGUAAAUUGUUGACCAUCGUCACUUUUUCUGCUACGAUGGAUACUGAUGUUGAGUCCUGUUUAAAAGACUGGAACGAUCUAACACAAGAUUACAAGGAAUUAGAAGCAUUGAACAAAGAAUACCUGACAAAAUUAGAAGAAGUAGGUGAACUUCAAGCAAAAUGUUUAAAAGGAAUUUCUCAUCAAGUGUACAGAAUGAGUGUAAUAUCAAAGUCACUUAAACAGUUACAUGUAAGCGAAGCACAAAAAAGUUUAAGUAAAGAGAUGUUUAAAAGAGAACAACAGUUACAUGAGAUAGAACAAACUUUACCAAAACCAAAUGGUACAUAUCUGCAAAUCAUUUUAGGCAAUGUUAAUGUUUCCAUACUAAACAAAAGUGAUAAGUUCAAGUAUAAAGAUGAAUAUGAAAAAUUUAAAUUAAUCUUAUCUGUAAUUGGUUUUAUUUUAUCUGUAUUAAAUCUGGUAACCAAUGUCAGAACCUUGGAACUUAGUUUCAUGUUCCUUUUAGUCUGGUAUUAUUGUACAUUGACAAUACGAGAAAGUAUAUUAAAGGUAAAUGGAUCAAGGAUAAAAGGUUGGUGGAGAUUUCACCACUUUUUUUCAACUGUAGUAUCUGGUGUAUUAUUAGUAUGGCCUAAUACAGGGCCAUGGUAUGCAUUUAGACAACAAUUUAUGUGGUUCAAUGCUUAUAUCAGUGUAGUACAAUCUCUGCAAUUUUGCUAUCAACGGGGUGUUUUAUAUCGCUUGAAAGCAUUAGGUGAAAGACACAAUAUGGACAUUACUAUUGAAGGUUUCCAUUCGUGGAUGUGGCGUGGAUUAUCAUUUUUAUUACCAUUCCUUUUUGUUGGAUAUCUAUUUCAAUUAUACAAUGCAUAUGUCUUAUACACAUUAAUAUCCCAUAUAGAAGCGACAUGGCACGUUUCAGUCCUCAGCUUAAUGUUCUUAGUGUUAUUCCUAGGUAAUACAAUAACAACUAUCAUGGUAAUUCGCCAAAAAUUAAGAGAACGUGUAAAGUACCACUUUCCUGGAGUAUUUUCUUCUAAGUCUGAACGUAAAAAGGAAGUAAAUGGAGAAAAGGAUGUAAAAGUUCAAAAAUUUGAGUGAAACAAAAUUAAUAAGACUUUUUUAAUGAGGC